This is a messenger RNA of Xyrauchen texanus (razorback sucker), 10814 nucleotides long. RefSeq lists its product as uncharacterized. The transcript is spliced from 16 exons. Bases 237 to 3596 code for a protein of 1119 amino acids. The record is from RefSeq and is a predicted model, not a curated record. Gene Ontology annotation, biological process: regulation of Rho protein signal transduction; signal transduction. Lineage: Eukaryota; Metazoa; Chordata; Actinopteri; Cypriniformes; Catostomidae. Gene Ontology annotation, molecular function: GTPase activator activity.
GGGGACGGGAGAUGAGUUGGGUGGCUAAAGUUCCUCACGCCAUCAUACCAAUUUCCAGACAACAUCUCAUUCCGGCUAUAAAAAGAUUUACAGCUGCGUUGAUGUGGAUAAAUGGACACUGAGGGAGAAGGAUGAAAAUGAGUCCAGAGCUGAGUGUCACAAACAGUAUUGACCAGGCCUGCAGAGGAACACAUGUUUCAUGAGAGUACUUUGAGGCUGCAGUGGUUUGUCAGAAAAUGAAGUCCACAGUACCAAGAAGAAAAUCUGGAUCUUCAGUUAUUAAAGCUUUCAGCAAAACCAGACAAAGCGAUGAUUAUGGGGCAUGUCAUGUAUCCCAAAAUGCAGUGUUGUUAAUGGAAGCCCAUGUUCACCUUACCACUGGCUUGCAGUCAAGAGAGCGGCUUCUGUUACUUUUCACAGAUUCACUUAUCAUCGCCAAGACUAAGUCUCUGUAUCUAAAGCUUAAAGUUUGUGUUAGCCUCUCAGACAUAUGGCUGGCAUCCUGUAUUAAUUUCAUCACAGAGAGGAAACUUACAUCCAAGAACUCGUUUGUGAUUGGGUGGCCGACCACCAAUUAUGUUGUCACUUUCAGCUCUUCAGAAACAAAGGAGAGAUGGUUACAUGCUCUUCAGUGGCACACCUGCAGAGCCAGGCAAAGAAUCUUGCCAAAUGCCAUUCUUCUCUACGUCCUGCUGAUCUGCCAUCCCAAUGACGACUGCCCUGCGACUGUGGCUGUGGCAGUGGAUGUGAGCACCACUGCGGACAAUGUGGUUCAGUACAUAAUGCAACGCUGCAAACUGCUGGGUGAAGUCUCGGAUUACCAGUUGUGUGUGAACUAUGAAAAAGAAGAGGAAACUUACCCCCUUAUUGGCCAUGAGCUUCCAUUCUUCAUCCUGCGCCACUCCCUGAGAAGUCAGAAAGACCAUCUUCACAUGCCCAGUGAGCAGCUGCAGGAAGCAUGUAGUGCUGCCCAGCAGACAGAGGCCACAUCCAAGACCCCACACUUCACCCUAAAAACCAGAACACACAUUCCCAAGGGUGCUGUGCUGAAACACAAAAGAAAAAGGUCUCUGAUUGAUUGGGCUCUGAGGAGGGUACACCUUAACCAACCAGAAAGCCAUACUCACCCAGAUACUGCAUCUCACAAUUUAUUUGGUCAGUCUCUCUCAUCCAUUUGUCCUGAUGGAAACCUGCCCAAACCAGUAAUGGAACUGCUGUAUGUUCUGUUCUAUGAGGGUCCAGAGACCUGUGGAAUCUUCCGCCGUUCAGCGAAUGCCAAAAACUGUAGAAUUCUGAAGGAGAAAAUAAAUUCUGGACAAAGUAUUUCACCGCAUGAGGAAUCUGUGUUUGUCUCUGCUUCUCUAAUUACAGAGUUUUUGCGCAAACUGCCUGGUGGUGUGUUGUGCUGUGACUUGUAUGAAGACUGGAUGAAAGUUCUGCGAAGUGAGGAUCAACAGGACAGACUUAACAGAGUUAGAAGUUUGCUUGCACAGCUGCCAGAGGAGAAUGUUACCUUGCUGUGUCACUUGUUUGGAAUGCUGCACAAAAUACACACCUACUCAGAGGUGAAUCAGAUGACAGCAACAAACUUGGCCCUCUGCAUCGCACCCAACAUGCUCUGGAGAUCAUGCCAAAUCAGCCCUGAACAAGAGGGACAGAAUGCAUUGCAGGUUGCUGAGCUCAUCCAGUACCUGAUAGAAAACACUCCCACCAUAUUUGGGAAUGACCUGGAGAGUCUGUUCUCUAGGCAAAUUAAUUCAGAGCAGGAAACAGGUGCUUCGUAUCUUCAACAACAAUCCUCUUCGGAAGACACUGAUCAAGACUUCAUCACUUCUACCCCUCUCUCUCCUGAAGUUCAUCCCCAUUUCCUUCCUCUAGCUGCACUUUCUCUUAAAGAGAAGAGGAGACCACGCCCCUUUCAUACUAAUAUGCCAUCAUCUGAGGGUGUCUGCAGCUGCGGAACACUGGAUUCAAUUUCAUCACAUUCCAGUACUUCUAUGAGCAAGUUGGGGGUUGGGGAACUUAGCCAAUCACGUGAUCGAUGCCUCUCUGAACCUUCCAUGUAUUUUACCACAACCCAAACACAGGUACUGACUCAUCCACCUGUUAUCCGCCAAUCUAGCUAUGAUGCUGCUGUAACAGUCAGCCAAAAUGAGCAUUCACAGGGCUCUGUGAGGGUCAGUCCAGAACAACAGUCACAUAAUUCUGGGACAGGUACAAGGCGGCGACGUUAUACUUUCUGGAAGUCACCGCAAAUCCCCAGCCGCUUCAGGCAUCCUGCGCAGAGAUUGGCCAGCAUGUCUAGCUUGUCAUCAACUACCACUUCUUCACUCAGCUCAUUGGAUAGUACACUGUCCCUGAGCUCUGCCGAUCCAAUCCCUAGCCCUCAAGAUACACAAUCCCGUCCUUUUCUGUUCGGAGCAGCUGCAAGACUGCGGCCACUCACCCCAGAAAUGUCCAGAAAGCAAUGGACAAAUACUUUCACUUAUGAAGAGGAGGAGAAGGUGGAGUUAUGGGGAAAGAGAGAUCAGGAGACAGAAUAUGAGAAAAAGAGAGAAUGUAAAGUAUAUUUUAAUGACUGUGGUGGAGAGAGAAGAGAGAAGGAUGAAGAGGAUACCAUGAGUAGUGAGUCAUUCAGUGAUAUACAUGAGGUUGAAGGUUUACAAAGACAGUGUGUGUCAGAGCGUAUCGGCGAGAGUGUGUGCAGCUUGGGGUUUACAGUAAAUCCUUCAAAGUCCUCUAACGCAUACAAGAUAGAUCCCAAUCCUGACCUGAACUUGCAGGCAAUCUCACAAAAUCCCUGCAGCAUAUGGCCAGUCCCACAGGCGAAGAAGAUUGGUAAUGAGAUACAGGCAUCUGAAGUGACACAAAUACUCAUAAACACACCCACAAUAACCCAAAAGCAAAUCAGUACCAAAAUGAAAAACUCUGUUGGUCAACUUCAGCUGGAACGACCAAAUACAUGCACAAACAUGCAUGUUUCAGUUGGGCAGAAAGUGAGCAGAAUGAAAAUUAUGUUCUUCCCGUCCUCUGGAAGUGUAUUGUUAAAACAUUCCAAGGUCACAAAUCAAACUGCUGACAUCACAAAGAGCGAUAAAGAGUUGAGGCCAGAAACACUUUUUUACGGUCAUAAUGUUCCUCAAGUGUUGCAUUCUAAAACACCACAGCAAACAUCAGUCCAGGUACAGACACAUUGUAUUUCCUCUGAGGAUGUGGGUGUGGCAGAUCCAGGUUUGUGUGGUGGUGACUUUAGUAUUGUUACCUUAGAUAGUAGUAGUAUCAGCAAUGGAGUAAGCAGUAACCCAGAAGAGAAUACUGUCCAGUGUGUCAAAUGUAGUAGUCUUGACAAGGGCAUUAGUCAUUGCGUGAGCAGUGUUGAUGACCUGCACAGAAGUCCUGAUACCGAUGGCCCUGCUGUUAGCAUUAGCAGUGGUUAUAGUGUUAACCAUGGUAUUAAGCUCUUUCAUGGUCAAGCUAAGCAGAGCUCUUCAAAACCCACUGGCAAACUCACAGGAACCUUCCGCCACACAAUCUGCAUCAAGCUUCCUGUCAAUGUACGCAGCAGAGGGUCAGCACAGAAUAAGCACUUACCAUAAAAGAUUUAAUGUGGUUAUAUAAUAUUAAAUGGAGUGGGGUACGUAACAUAUUCAUAGAAAUAUUGUUAAUAAUGUGCCUAAAUGUAAAAGUAUUUGUUGUCAUUAGAAUAAGCAUGGAUUAAGUAAAACCAGACUGUAAAAAUCCUUACACUGAAAAUUGUAAAAAUGAACUUGUUACAUUUUUUUUUUUUAAGAUUAUAAGACUUGUUUUGAGAGAAUUUACCUUGAAUUAAGGUUAUUUUUCUGGCCAUAUUGUUUUUGCAGUGCAGGCUUGACCUCUGCAGUUCGUAUGCGGAUCACUGGGAGUAUGCAUGUUUACGUGUAGGGUGUAUAGGCCACUGGAAUAAAAUGUAUUUGUAUAUCCACAGGGAUUUGACUGCAAGGUGUGCUUUUUGAAAGGGUUCUCUUGCAGAAAGAGCACACAGAGAGUAUUUCAGUUGCUAGAAAGUACAUGCUUCUGUGGGACUGGGGGUGUUGGCAUACUAUAUACUGGUAAAUUAAGAAGAAAAGUUUCUGGGGCAGAGAUUGGAACAAUAGUGAAUGAUUGAGAGAAAUCAUCCAGGUGUUGCAGCGUGCUCUGCAUAACAGGUCAUAACAUUAGAGGCCAAGAAUUCUGAUUUAUAGAGGAACAAAAGAGAGAGGGGCAGUUAUAGGGUGAGAAAUACUAAGCUUACAGUAUAUCGUGACCAAUUGUGAGGCUACAGACUUCCUUUAACAAUUGUUGCCAGCAGUUCUUUGAUGCAUUGACGUAGGAAUAUUUUUUUAUUUUCUUUUCAUACAUUUUUUUUAUAGUUCUUUCUGAUUUUAUAUAAUAGAUAAGAGGGGCUAUUUCUGUUAUACAGUACCAUUUAAACUCUGUAAUUUUUAACAAAUGUAUAUGCUUAUGUUGUAAUUUAAGUAAAUAUUUCUCUAAAAGGCUAUACCAGACUUUCACAAAUGUGCUCUGGUCAAGCUCAGACACUUCAACUUUAUAACUAUAACUUGGUCAUUUACACAAUGGGAAGAAAAUGUUUCCAUCAUGCCUAAGAGGAUAGAACCUAGCAGGAUAAAAAUGGAAACAUUCUGUCUAGAUAAUGGGGGAUAAUGAAAAAAAAAUAAAUUGCCAAUUUUAAACUUUAGAAGUACAAGGACAUGACAAAAAUAAUAGCUAAUAGCUAACCCAAAGGGAGAGGGAAUUACUUUAAUUGUGAUAAAAUAAAGCCAACUAAUAGGAUUCCCAUCAUUAAAAAUUGUGAGUUUAAUAUUUUAUCUAGAUGUUAUGUUAUGGGGACAUGAAAAUAUACUGCAUAGUAGGAAUGAUGCACGAAAAAGACUCUCAUACUGUUCCGGUGACUUGUCAACACAGAGUCAGUCAGUGAGAAAUAAAUCUAUAUUAAAACAUUCAGCCAGCAAAUAUAAUGAAUAAAUUGACAAGAUAUGAAAUAUUUUAUCUUAAAUGCAUACUAACAAAAUAAUCUUAUAUGCAUUGUGUGGAGACUGAUUGACAUGCACUUCUGUUGUUACUUGAAAUUUUAAGUGCAUAUUUCAAGUGAGAGAGCCCUUUGGAUAUGACUGCAGUUUUUAUAAUGGCAGGUAGAGAUUUGCUACAUGGAACAUACACAUGCUUCACAAGGUAUUUUGUAAGAGUUUCUUUUCUAACACCUGACAUUUUUAGAUUAAAUGUUUCUGUCACUGAAAACAAGGAACACUGACAGCUUGGUGGAGGUAAACUCGUUAACUCAUAACUUGCCAUCUCCUCAGCUGGUCAGCAACAACAGGGCUCAAAAUGUAUAUUAUUAGCCAGGAGUGAAGACAAAACUCAGACUGUUUUUGUUACCUGUUCUUAUGAUUUCCUAGAUUGGGAAAUUCAGCCAAGCACAUGUUUAAUUAGCAGCCUAUCAACUAAAAAGAGCACAGUGGUCAUAUGUGUUAAUAUUGGCAUGUAGCUGUUUAGUGAUUUCACCUGGUCUGUUUAGAUGUCACCAACUCCAGUGGCUCUGCACCUCGUGGUCCCCAUAGUGCCUGCAGAAAACAUUCUGUAUAGCCUCAACUUUAAUCUUUAAUAUCCUUUCCAUUUCCUUUUUUUUAAACUUGCAUGAAGUUUAAAUUGAUCUAUGUUAUAAUUUCAUAUAGAGUUGAAUAAUUUUAUAGGUUGUUAUACACUAAAAUAAAAUUUCCAGUAGUGUCAAAUUUUAGGUUCUGGUUCUGUGUGUUUGAGUAUUUUAUUAUCUGAGUGAGAGGUGUGAUUACUUGCAUAUGUCACUGCGCUCAAUCAUAUUAAUGACUUCCAGUCAGAUACUGUAAUGAAGUAUUGUAACAGUAGUUCCACUUUUGUCACUCACUCGACAUUGUGUCGAUGUAGUGACACUAGGGGUCUCACUUGAGAGCCUCGGUUACCUCUUAUCUUUGAGAAAAGGCCAAUGAGAAUUGGCAAACAGAAUUGCAAGCCCCUCCCACGAACAUACAGGUAUAAAGGGAGGGAAGCGUGUGUCUGUUCAGACAAAUUUUUUCUUUGGAGCUAAACCCACUGCUGUUCCACUUACCUCUACAGAGCAUACGCUGUUGGAGAUAUGGGGCAUAUUCAGCAGCUUUUCUCUUCUUCUGCACGGCAGUGCAGACUACGCCCCUGGGCGCUUCGACAGCCCUUCUAAAAGAGUAUAUAUGUCUGAAAGAGUACAUUGCUCUAAAAGAGUUACACAUACUGAUGUUGAAUGUCUUUCUCAAGAUGCCCUUCCAUCUUUGUGUCGUUUAUGGAUGCAGUCGUUACUUCUCCGCUUCUGACGGCCAUAGCCGCUGCCUUACGUGUCUGGGCAGCGAUCACACUGAGGCAGCGUUUGUGGAUGGUUCAUGUUCUCACUGCGUGAACAUGACCAUGGCAACGUUGCUGUCAUGGCUUUCCUUAUUCUGGGGGAAAGCCACUCUAGCCUCCCCCCACAUUGGGCCUUCUAUCCACGGGUAUAGGGUUGGCACGGCUGGCGCUGGAGGCGAUUUCAGAAGUUUAACAGGCGCGGUUUAGCCGGGUAAAUCCCCGCAGACCACCCGUUCCCCAGCACGCUCGUCUGCCCCCUUCCGGUUCCGAUAUGAGACCGGCUUGACUUACGGCCAGUCUGAUGUCACUUUCGGAGCUCCUGAGCUGGAUGAGAGUUUCGUCGCUGCAUUGGAGAGCGUCUUGGCAGACUCCGAUGCUGAGGACUCGACUGGGCUAGCGCCUUCAGGUGUGCCGGCCCAGUCUGAGGCCGAUGCUGAGCUGUCCACUAUGCUUGCCCGGGCCGCCGCGAGUGUUGGGCUGGACUGGAACCCUCUGCCCUCCCCUCAGCCCUCGUGGGUAGACAAUUGGUUCCUGGGAUUGGGGUGCCGCUCACAGCCAUGCCCCCCCAGUUCCUUUCUAUCUGGAGGUGCAUGAUGACCUGACAAAGUCAUGGAGGGCACCUUUCACUGCCCGAAACCGAUUCCUCGCUCGUCCGCUCUCACUACCCUUGACGGCAGGGUGGUCCAUGGGUACACGGAGCUCCCCCAGGUGGAUAAGGCAGCUGAAAAUGCCGCCACCUGGCGGGAUCGACCAUCACUCCCCUCCAAGGCCUGUAGGUUGACCAGCGAUGCUGUACAGGCCACCUCUGCCCUGCACGCCAUGGCCCUCCUGCAAGUCUACCAGGCUAAGUUGUUAAAAGAUCUGCACCUGGGUAGUCCUGAACCUGAUGUGCUGCAGGAACUGCACUCGGCGACCAGCCUCACUCUCCGGGCCAAGAAGGUCACAGCGCGCGCACUCGGACAGGUGAUGGCCACCCUCGUGGUCCAGGAAAACCACCUGUGGCUGAAUCUGUUCGAGAUGUAGGACUUUGACAAGGCUCGCUUUCUAAAUGCUCCCUUCUCCCAGAUCGGCCUAUUUGGCGACACCGUUGAGGACUUUGCCCAGCAGUUCUUGGUGGUGAGGAAACGGAGGUCAUCCAACACAUCUUGCCCCACUCAAGAUCCCACACCCCAUCAGCUCACUGAGGGCAUCCCCCUGCAGCAGUGAAACCCCAGGUAGCUCCACCUCAGCCCGGGCCCUGCUCUCAGCCCUUACAUAGAUCUCCCCACAGUAGACGGACGCCCCCCAUGUCACGAACCACCUCCCGGACCCAGAAGGCUUCCAAGCGCUCCUGAGAUAGGCAACCCAGGGAGAGAGACAUCUGCCAUGGAUCCCCCGGUGAAGGGUCGGGUGGAAAAUCUUUUGUUUCCUUUUCUUUGUUUGCCACAUUGUCACAAAGAAAGCAGUUUACUCACUCCCUGGGUAACUUAGGUGCCCACAAACGCCGUUCUCAUGGGGAUCAGACACCGAGCACUUGCACAUGGGCCCCCAUGAAUGCGGACCUUCCGCCUUCACGUGCCCAACUGCUCCACACUUGCACCUCAGGCUGGCAGAUGGUGGCGAGUCUAGAGGUUGUCUCUACAGAACCUCCUCCUCAGUCACUUACCCACCCCAGGGUACGCGGAGCAAGGUAAGUGCUUCAAGCUUCUCCUCAGCACAACCACCUCGGGACGAAGCAACGCUCCCCGACUUGAUGUUGCCUGCUCCCCCGCCGUGAGGCCUCACCGCCAGGUACAUCACACGUGAUCGUCCCCUUAGUGCCCCUUGCCCAGAGCUUGGAUGCGUGGCUUACACUUUCCAGCCUCAAUAUUACCUCGUCACAGACACUUUUUACAGUUCGCUUUUGGUGGUCAGGCGUAUCAGUACAAGGUCUUCCCCUUCGGUCUGUCCCUGUCCCCUCGCGUCUUCACGAAAGUCGCAGAGACAGCUCUUGCCCCAUUAAGGGAAGUGGGCAUUCGCAUACUCAACUACCUCGAUGACUGGCUAAUCCUAGCACACUCUCGGCAGUUGCUCUGUGCACAAAGGGACCUGGUGCUCAGGCACCUCAGCCGUGUAGGGAUUUGGGUCAACUUGGAAAAAAGAAAGCUCUCCCCGGUUCAGAGCAUCUCUUUUCUCGGCAUGGAGUUAGACUCGGUCUCAAUGAUAGCGCGCCUCAAAAUCGAGCAUGCGCAGUCGGUGCUGAACUGCCUAAGUACGUUCAGACCAGGCACAGCGGUUACACUGAAACUAUUUCAGAGGCUCCUGGGGCAUAUGGCAUCCUCAGUGGCGGUGGCGCCUUUCGGGUUGAUGCAUAUAAGACUGCUUCAUCACUGGCUUCAGACUCGAGUCCUGAGAUGGGCAUGGCGCCAUGGCACAUACCAUGCUACCCUCACCCCUUCCUGCCAUCACUUAUUCAGCCCUUGGACAGACCUCUGUUUUCUACGGGCAGGAGUCCCCCUACAGCAGGUGUUCAGACGCGUCGUAGUUUCUACAGACGCCUCCCAGUCGGGCUGGGGCACCAUGUGCAAUAGGCACGCAGCUGCUGGCUCCUGGACAGGGCCGCGGCUGGGUUAGCACAUCAACUGCCUAGAGUUGCAGGCUGUAUUACUUGCCCUGCGCAGAUUCCAGCCGCUGAUCCGUGGCAAGCACGUAUUGAUGUGCUCAGCACAGCGACAGAAGCCUAUAUUAAUUUACAUUUAUAAAAAACAAAACAUCAAAAUCUAUCAAGAUUUUUUUAUUUGAUUGUUUUCUAAUGGUCUUGAAUAUAUAUUUUUUAAUUUUACAGUAUCUGGGCAUUUUGUACGUCCAUUUUUGAUAGAUAUACGUACGUGCCGGGUCUCUAAAAAUCCAAAUAUGUAAGAGUAUUUGAGAAAAUUACCAUCCAUUUAAGGGCUAAUCAAUCAAUAUAAUGAUAAAUUACUGUAAUAUAAUGUGUUAUUGUAAUGGCAAUAUGAUGGGUGCCGGCGGUGAUGAGGAACACCCGUCUUUGAAUGGCAGAAAUUGUUUGUGCCAGACACUGGAUCCACACUGCAGAUGAGGUAGAAUAUUUAGGAUAUUUAUUUUUAGCUGCAAAACUGCAGUUAAUGAGGGUGGGAUGCUAAUAUUCUGGGAGUUGAAAGUAGGGAAUUGAUGAGUUCAAGGGAACUGCGUGAUGUGCAAUAAAGAACAAAAUACAAAUCUGUUUAGCUUUAACAUCCUCUGAAACUACAGAUGAGAGAGAGGAAACACCAUGGUGUUGGUGAUGUCCAGAAUAGCAUGCUAGCAUACUGCUAUUCCUAUUUCAGCGGUAUAUAGUUGUGACAAGGAGGAAGGCGGGGCCGCCAUGAGUGCUUACGGCCAGCCCCCAAUCGUGCUAAUCAGCCGAGGAGAGAGAUAAAGCCGAGAUGGAUAUGGCAGUUCGGGAGAUAGAGAGCCACACACAGCUGCCGUGUGUGCUUAUAUUUGUGUCUUUUUGUUUAAAUUAAAUAUUACUUUGACUGUUCAGACGGUUCCCACCUCCUCCUUGACCUCAUUACCUUGUUACAAUAGUGCUGUGCUGAUUUAAUUGCAUAAUGAAUUCAGUUUGACAUACUGUUUUAAUAAACAGUAGGCAGUACACAGUAGAGUAAAUAAGCAGUAUUUGGUAAAUAGUUAGCAAGUAUUCCUUUACAAACAUACACGUAGAUAACUUCUCUAGGCAUUUCUGAUGGGAGCUAAAUAUCUGUAGCUGUGCCUCUUGUUGUAAGCUUAGAUGAUGAUUCACGGUCUCCCACUUUACAGACAUUUGCUGGUGUUUAACUGCUAUUCUCGCUGGAUACAGAGAAACAAAAAGGCCCAGCUGCACUAAACUCAGUUAAUAGGAGAGUAUGAGUGUUUGUGUAACAGUUCUAUUAAUUAAUCUUUAGAUCAGACUAAUGAAGACUGUAGAUAGCUGUAAUAUCUAUUCUUACAUUCAACACUCCUCACAAAGAAGCUGUGAAUAAGUGUUCUGUCCAGCAUGUCUUAGGGUUCUCAUUAGGUACAAGUUGUUUAUACGUUGUGUUUUCCUGGUAUUCCUCAUCAGUUUACUCUUGAAUUACUUUGCAACACACAUAACAGAUUGUAUCAGCAUAUUUUUUUUUUACAAAGGUUUCUUUUCACCUUAAAAUGUAUAUUGUGUGUUUUAUCCAGAUAAUUUUUAUGUAAGAGUAAUUGUACUUUAAUUUUGUAAAUCUAAACACUGAUCACAGAGUGUAUAUUUAAACACAACAUUUGCCAACUGCUUUACUAUUGAAUGUAUCUGCUUUCAUAGGUUAGUUAUUUGUACUGUAACUGCUUGUGCAAAAGUGUUAAUUAAAAAUACAUUCACAUAUGGUUUUAAGACUUUAAAAGAUUUUUUUAACCAUGAAAGGUAUCAACAUCACUUGUUUUGGAGAUUUUGAGCUGUUUUUAAA